AUGACCAUUGCAGCUUCUGCUCGAGCUGCUUCUACUCAGGGCAUCGGCAGUGGACUGGCGAAAGGCGCGGAGGGCGCCGGAAGCGGAGCUGCGACAGCCGCGGAGGGCGCCGGUAGCGGCGCUUCGAAAGCCGCGGAGGGCAUGGGUAGCGGCGCUUCGGAAACCGCCGAGGGCGUGGGUAACGGAGCUUCGAGUGCCGCGGAGGGCGCCGGCAGCGGAGCUGGAAAAGCUGCCGAUGGCCUUGGUAGCGGAGCUGGAAAAGCUGCGGAGGGCGUGGGUAGCGGCGCCGCAAAAGCUGCGGAGGGCGCGGGCAGCAGCGCUUCGAGUGCCGCGGAGGGCGCGGGUAAUGGAGCUGCAUCAGCCAGCGAGGGCGCCGGCAGCGGAGCUGGAGAAGCCUCGGAGGCAUUUCACAAUUAG
Messenger RNA from Lolium perenne, 417 nucleotides. NCBI's taxonomy places the organism in Eukaryota, Viridiplantae, Streptophyta, Magnoliopsida, Poales, Poaceae. The record is from RefSeq and is a predicted model, not a curated record.